Messenger RNA from Humulus lupulus (European hop), 2086 nucleotides. Its product is annotated as O-fucosyltransferase 39. NCBI's taxonomy places the organism in Eukaryota, Viridiplantae, Streptophyta, Magnoliopsida, Rosales, Cannabaceae. The transcript is spliced from 10 exons. Bases 230 to 1780 code for a protein of 516 amino acids. The record is from RefSeq and is a predicted model, not a curated record.
UCUUCCCUAUCUUUCUCACUUUCUCUCUCUAUCUCUCUACCAUUAAUGAUGGCUUACUGUCUUUACUUCUUUUGCUAGCUGUUUUUUUCUUUCUUCCCUGUUCUUCUUCUUAUUGUUCUUCAUCUUGGGUCUAAAGGUUUUCGCUUUCUGACUAAAACCCACCUCUCAGUUUAGAUCUUGAGGCUAAAGGCUGAGACUGAGUGUCUGAGCCAACCAAUCCUUUUGUGGGAUGACGAGGUUUCAUCACCACAUUCAUCAUCAUCAUAGAGCUGGAGCCAUGGCUGGACUUUUAGUGCUACUUUUUCCCAUUUGGUUUCCCAGUUUGUUCUCCCCAUUGAGCCAUGCUUCCCCUUCCGCUUUCGCGGAAUGGAAUGCUCCAAAACCGAGGCACUCGCAGCUACUGAAGAGUGCCUUGCAAAGUGAAACGUCAGAUGCACAGCGAUCAGACCUCUGGAAUCCACUAACCAAUCAAGGAUGGAAGCCAUGUGCUGAAUCUUCAAGUGUUCCUUCAUUACCAGAGACAUCCACAGGAUAUAUACAGGUUUUUCUAGAUGGAGGGUUGAACCAACAGAGAAUGGGGAUAUGUGAUGCAGUAGCUGUUGCCAAAAUACUGAAUGCAACUCUCGUAAUUCCUUAUCUAGAAGUGAAUCCGGUUUGGCGGGAUGCAAGCUACUUCAGCGACAUAUUUGAUGUGGACCACUUUAUUGAUGUGUUAAAAGAUGAUAUUUCUAUAGUUAAAGAGCUGCCUUCUGACUUUGCCUGGAGCACAAGGGAAUACUAUGCAACAGCUAUCCGAGCAACAAGAAUCAAAACAGCACCAAUUCAUGCUUCAGUGAACUGGUAUCUGGAGAAUGUGUCGCCCAUACUAGAGAUGUAUGGGAUUGCUGCGAUUUCUCCAUUCUCUCACCGUCUGGCAUUUGACAAUUUGCCUAUGGACAUUCAGCGGUUACGCUGUAAAGUCAACUUUCAAGCAUUAGCUUUUGUUCCUCAUGUUAGAGCACUUGGAGAUGCUCUUGUCAGCAGACUUCGAUAUCCUUCAGACACGAGGUCUGCACUGGGAACCAAUAACCUUCCGGAGACCACCGAUGCUAAUGAUAAACGCCAGGCAGGGAAAUUUGUUGUGUUGCACCUUCGGUUUGAUAAGGAUAUGGCAGCCCAUUCAGCCUGUGAUUUUGGUGGCGGUAAAGCUGAAAAACUUGCUCUUGCAAAAUACAGACAAACUAUAUGGCAGGGAAGAGUCCUUAAUUCCCAAUUCACUGAUGAGGAGUUGAGGAAUCAGGGCCGUUGCCCGUUGACUCCAGAAGAGAUUGGAUUGCUUCUAGCCGCUUUGGGAUUCGACAACAAUACUCGUUUAUAUCUUGCUUCCCACAAGGUAUAUGGUGGGGAAGCUAGAAUUUCAACUUUGCGAGCAUUGUUCCCAUUAAUGGAAGACAAGAAGAGCCUUUCUUCUUGGGAAGAACGUUCACAGAUUCAAGGAAAGGCCUCUCUUUUAGCUGCUGUGGACUACUAUGUCAGCAUGCACAGUGACAUCUUCAUUUCUGCUUCUCCUGGAAAUAUGCACAAUGCCAUGGUGGGACAUCGUACUUACAAUAACCUAAAGACCAUUAGGCCGAACAUGGCAUUAAUGGGUCAGCUUUUUCUGAACAAAAGCAUCAGUUGGCCUGAAUUUCAGCAGUCAGUGAUAGAGGGGCACCAAAACAGACAAGGGGAGAUCAGAUUAAGAAAGCCCAAACAAUCCAUUUACACAUACCCUGCUCCUGAUUGCAUGUGCCAAGACUAAGAAGAUAAUAUAUAAUGUGAUACUGAAGUUGGCUUAGGAGAGGAGGCUUCCUGUGUCUCAAAAUUUGUUUACCACAACUACUGUUUGUUGUUUGUACUGUUUGAUAAAUAAAAAGAUAAUAGUCCUGUUUUUCGCAGUCAUAGAACUAGACAAGUACUUCUAGAUUCUUGUGGGAUGUAUCGCAUUGGAAAUAUUAGACUACUACUAAUCAAUGUGUUAUUUGUUUGGAACUACACUUAUUUGUCUGUAAUUGUUAUACUGGAAUACGCUUGUGAUGAUAAUACAUAAAGCAGUGAUUCUCUCAAA